Molecule: messenger RNA, 925 nt
Organism: Psylliodes chrysocephalus
Lineage: Eukaryota; Metazoa; Arthropoda; Insecta; Coleoptera; Chrysomelidae
Source: the annotation of a GenBank genome assembly
AUGAACAGAAAUAUUCCUGGCGAUACUUUCGAGGGCACCAACCAUACUUGUUAUGAUUUCAUGCCCUAUAAUUUUCGUAUUCCUUUUCCUACAGAAUCGAAACGUAAUUGCAUUCUGGCUUUGACGUUUUUGGACUUGAGUUUUGCUACAUGGGCUUUCAUCAUUUCUUACUAUGACGGUCUCUUCGUAGGAAUGCUAAAAUGUUUGAAAGUACAAUUGGUAAUAGCAAGUCAUGUAAUUUCCACAAUCCGUCAACGUAGUUUAAGAAAAUUAAAAAUGCAGGAAAAUAUGGAAAUUAUGCGCGACGAUGAAUAUCCUGAAUUGGAAAAUGAAAUGUACUGUCAAUUUAACCACGUUAUUAAGCAUACACAAUUGUUAUUUAGUGUUCGAGAUGAUAUUGAAGGACUACUAACUUUUGUGACCCUGUUUCAAACAUUAUCAUCACUAUUUAUGUUUGCUUCUUGCAUGUUCGUCGCUUCUAUUGUACCUAUGUCAUCGCCCGAAUUUUUCGCCCAAAUGGAGUUUUUUAUUAGCAUACUCAUCCAAUUAGCUACAAUGUGUUGGGCUGCAAAUGAAAUAACCAUAGCCGGCCAUUAUCUUGGAACAGAAUUAUUUCACAGCAACUGGUUAAGUUCUAGCAGAAGAUUCAAAAGUUCCAUGUUAAUAACAAUGAUUCGUAUGCAACGUCCUAUAAUAUUAACAAUUGGAAAGUUUACCCCAUUGACUAUAACAACAUUGGUUAAUGUAUGUCGAGGAUCUUUUUCCUAUUUUGCAGUUUUUAAAACUGUUUAAUAGCGGAAUAUCAAAUAUUAGUACAAAACCACGUUAUUAUUAGGAUUUUUGUGUACUUAAAGAAAUAUAGUAUCUUCACGUUUGUAAUUAUCCGGGAGGCCAUUCCUUAGAGCGCGGCUGUUAUGAUUUUUCU